Penicillium arizonense is the source of this 1515-nucleotide messenger RNA. RefSeq lists its product as uncharacterized. The transcript has 4 exons. NCBI's taxonomy places the organism in Eukaryota, Fungi, Ascomycota, Eurotiomycetes, Eurotiales, Aspergillaceae. The coding region runs from base 1 to 1515 and encodes 504 amino acids. The record is from RefSeq and is a predicted model, not a curated record.
AUGUCGCAUGCAAUUACUUCUAUAUACGACGCCAAUGGUUCUCACAAAGAGAAGAACAAAGACAUGAUUGAUCUCGAGCAAUCCGAGGGCGAAGUUAUCGACCAAACAGACCGCAAACCUGAGCAUGCCCUGACCGUGGAAGGCAACGAACGCUUCCAUCGACUUGGUUGGAAACGCCUUACGAUCGUCCUGAUUGUUCAAUCUAUCGCCCUCGGCAGUUUGAGUCUUCCUUCAGCCUUCGCAACCCUGGGUAUGGUCGCUGGUAUAAUACUAUGCCUCGGAUUGGGCUGCAUCGCCAUUUACGGGAGUUACAUGAUUGGGUUGGCAAAGCUCAAAUAUCCGCAUGUUGCGCAUUAUGUCCAUUUUGGACGGCUUCUCUUUGGCGGCUUCGGUGAAACGCUCUUUUCUGUGGCCUUUAUCGCUUUGAUGAUAUUGACGGUUGGAUCACAUUGCCUGACGGGCAAACUUGCCCUGGCCACGAUCUCUGGUAGCAGUGCGUGUGCUCUAAUAUUCAGCGCCGUGUCUGCUGUGAUCUUGUUUGCAUUUGCGAUUCCGCCCUCAUUUGCUGAACUUUCAAUCCUUGGUUUUAUCGAUUUUGUUUCCAUUAUCAUGGCUAUCGGUGUCACCAUCAUCGCGACAGGCAUUCAAAGCAACUCGACCCUAUCAACCUGGUCUGCUUGGCCCAAGAAUGAUUUAAGUCUCAGCGAAGCCUUCGUUGCCAUCUCCAAUAUUGCCUUUGCUUACUCCUUUGCCGCUGCCCAGCCAUCUUUCAUGGACGAAAUGCACACUCCGACAGAUUUCACAAAGGCCAUUGGUACCUUGGGCGUUACCCAAAUGAGUAUCUACACUCUGACAGGGGCACUCAUUUACGCAGCCCUGCGGGAACUCUGUGAUAUUAUGAGCGAAAAGGGCGACAAAUUGCUGGAUGAUCAUUCUCAAUUGGCAGAGUUCUUGGCAUGCAGCUUCAUGUUGAUCAGCUUUGAGGUCUUCCGGGGUGCUGAGCAUGACUGGCUCCUACAUCUUGACGCCACUGCCUCCCUCAUGGGUCUUUUAUCACCGGAGGCUAUUUUCAACCCAGACUCUGUCAUCUGCGAUACUAGCUCGACUCCAUUUGCUGAGCAGUAUCGGUCUCCAAAGAGCGGAAUGGUUGAAGGUCUGCAAUUUCUCACAGUCGCCGUGAUUUGGUUCGAUAUCUUUGCUUGUGUUGCAACUGGCCGCGCGCCACGGCUUCCGUAUCAACAAUGGCUUCGAAUUCAAGGCCUCAAUACGGCAGAUCUCAUGGGCUGCGAGAAUUGGGUUAUGUUAACUAUAGGUGACCUCGCUCAUUUCAGCAUCUGGAAAGAGACACAGCAAGAGCAGGGCACAACCUGGUGCGGAAUCUUCUACAAAUUGGGUCUCACGCCUCUUUGCCUAUGCUGCCCUAGUUCUACUACACACUAUUGUAUCAGGGCCACUGCCGGCAUUACCAGAGAUACAAAGCGCCGUUUCCCGGGCAAUUAUCACUCUUCAGAAUAG